AUGCAGUCUAACACUAAAUUCCCUAUAUUAAGCCUAAAAAGAUUACGUCAGCGUAACCUACGAUUGACCUGCCAUUACACCACAUUUUACAGAAGGUAUAAACGUAACUAUGCGCAGUUACUUGCGUCGAUGUCAACAGAGGCUGUCACACCUGCUGUCCUUCCUGUUGAAGUCGAGUCGUCUUCAGUGAACACUGAUACCAUGACCGUUGAAACCGAGGUAGUGUCAUCGCCACCUUGCAGCAGCCUAACACCUUAUAACAGACAAAAGAAGACUUACGUUGUCUUAACAAAACCUGGUGUCAAUGAAUACUUCCUAGCCGCGAAAAGGUGGAUGCUGACGGAUAAUGUGUGCCUUUAUCCGAGCAGUGUAACAGAAUGUGAAGUCGAAGCAUGUGUAAACCCUGCAGUGAAUUGGCUCAUUGUUCCCUGUCAGAUAGUAGUCGAGAAAGACUCUUUUCUAGAAGCCAAGGAUAUUUUGUCGGUUAUACAGAGAAUGAAAAGUAUUAUGGACAGGUCAGGUAAUUUCGGGGAGCCCUUGUCGCUGACCAAUUCCAAACGUCAACGAAUGGUGAAAAAGGAUUACUCCUCUUACGUUAAUGACUGCGCUAAACUAGAAUCAGUGGAGGCGCACAAAGUGUGUGGGUCAUAUGGAUGCCCUGACUCAAAUAUCAGAGGGACUGUGAUAUCACCCAUAGCCAGGUGCACUUCCAGUCCACAAAUGCCAGUGGCUACGUCGUCACGAGUCACACAGCCAAUUCUUCAGACUACGUAUGUAAUUUUGAAUUACCGGUUACUUUGCAGUAUUACGGAUUCUUCUAACAAAUUGGUUACCGAGUUACAGUCCCUCAAAGAAGAAGUGCAGUCCCUAAGAGGAGAAAUGCAGUCCCUAAUUGAAAUGGUGAUGCAGUUGAUUUCACUUACUAGGUCCAGCAACGUGUCCCUCUUGGAAACCAGUAGGUCCUCUAUUGACAAUAGUCAACUGGAAUUCCCUUUGGCGACCGAAAAAGAGUUAAACCAACUGGAAACGUCACUGAAAACUCCAGAAUUCAAGGAUUCAUUCAUGACGAAAAUGGUAGACAGUCUGUCAUUAAGUCCGCAGUCUUCGUUGAAAAAAAUGCUUAAUUACAUUUGGGAGCCUAAGUUGUCAAUUCGCUUCACAGCAUAUGGUACAUCAACAAAGUUAGCCCUCACAAAAUGCAGAUUCUAUAAAGUCAUAAUGUCCGUCAUUAUUAGCAAGUUCGUUUCUGCCACAAUGUCCGAGGAAGAAUUGCAGAAGACUUUGAAAGCUUGCACUAAGGCCUACUUCCAUGAUGUACGUGAUCGCGUAGCAAAAAGGGGAAGCCGGCGAAGAGUUGCUGUAGACAAUAAGAAGAGUAACCAGAGGCUCGCUGACGAUACUUCAAUGCUGCAUCCACUUGGUGAUGGAGGGCAGGUGUAAUGCGGAAUUCACACAUCAUGUUUGUAUUGUGUAUAUAUAUUGUAUAUAACUCUAAGUGUUCAUUAAUUGUAAAUAAUUAAUUUUGCAGAAUCAUUGUUAAAUUUUUUCGAUUCCCUAUUAAACAACUGGAAUAUAUAUAUGCAUGAAUUAAUCCCAGCGUGUUCACCAAAAAAAAACAAGAAUUUCCUGAACGUUUCACUGUAUAAACCACAGCUUCCUCAACAGAAUUAUUCGGA
Messenger RNA from Trichobilharzia szidati, 1676 nucleotides. The record is from the annotation of a GenBank genome assembly. Lineage: Eukaryota; Metazoa; Platyhelminthes; Trematoda; Strigeidida; Schistosomatidae.